ACAAGGCACCCAUAAAGGUAUUGUUCAGUUUUUGAUAAUGAAGCUAAAUAAAUAACACUUUAGUACUGUCUCUCCGUCCCUUCAUUCCUUUUUUUCCCUCCCCUACCUUCCCAUAGGCCCCAAACAAGAGCUAUAAAUAUGUAUAGGUGGACUCUCCUUCCUUUGUUGGAAUUGGCCCUGUUUAUUGUACUGAAUUUGGAAUAGAAACCAAUCAGUAAACUCUUAUUUGGUUAUUUUGAGAACAUCUUCAUAUUUUCAAAAGUGACUUACUAUGAGGCCGAUAGGUGGAUGAAAGAUGCUCAGUUUUUAUUUUCCUGGAAAUCAGAGAAAUGUAAAAUAAAACAAGUACAAGGGACCACCCAUCCAUUUAAAAGAACAAAAAUGAUAAAAGCCAACAUUGGCGGAGUUAUGAAGAGACAGUCAUAUUCCUGGUGACACUGUAGGUUAGUUCAAUCAUUUGUGUGGCAAAGACCAUAAAAAUGAGUGUAUUCACCUAGUUUUACUCCCAAAGCGUAUCUCCAAAAUUAAGAAAAAACUAUGUGUAUGAAUUCCUAUUAGAUGUGAUGUAAGAGAUUUAAAAAAGGAAGAAAGCAUAAGCUUCAUAUCCAACAGUUGGGAGCUAGCGAAGCAAAUUAUUAUAUCAGUAUAAUGAUGGACUGUUAUAUUGCAACUACACAUCAUUAGUGUGUGUACUUUACGGAUUCAGGGAAUAGUAGAUAUGAAAUAAGUGGGGGAAAACCUUCAAAUGAUGAGAAUAUUGCUAACUAAAAAAUAGUUUAUGUAAGGAAAAAAAAGUAAAAUUUAUUAAGAUUAUACAGAUAGUUGGUAUUUCACUGCAAUUUUGGUUGAAUGUAUAUUUAAAGAAAAAAAUUUUUUCCCACCGCACGUGUAGACUUUUCUUAGUUUGUAGUGUUCACCCUUUUGGGUCUAAGUAUCUAAUGAAGAUUUUGAGUUUGUGUUGAUGGGCCACACAUAAUGUAUAAACUCUCUUCUUUGUCCUCAAGAGCCUGAAAUAAAGGACAAGCUUGUCUUGAAUUCUCACAUAUUUUGCCCCUCAUUUAAACAGUUAACAGGUGCUAUUAAAAUCUCCCACAGGGCAGAAAUCUCAAUUGCACAAUAGACUUGGAAACCAGGUUUCAUCAAAGGGAGCCCAGAGGCAGGGUGGCCUUGGAGGCUAGCACUCAGUGUGGACAGCUAGAGAGCAAGAGGAGGCUGCCUUGAUGGCCAGAAAGAGCGAUAGGAGGAACUCCGAGGAGUGAUUGCCCGCACCCUCUAGAGCGCUUGGACCCCUCCUUCACCGCUCUGAGAAAGGUCUUCUGCUUGGACUUUCCCAGGGGUGGGGAACACAUUGUCUCCCAGAGCAGUCUGUUCUAUUGGACAACUUCUGAUAAAGGCUCUUCCUUAUGUCUAGCCACAGGCCUGCCUCCCUCUACUUCCCACCUCCUGACCCUCUUUCUGACUCAUCUUUGAGGUCCCACAGGACAAGUGUUACCCAUAGGACAGCUUUUGGAAGCAGUUUUUAUACCUCCCAAGUUGCUAGUUCUCCAGGUUGAACUUUCUCAUUGCUUCUAGUCGUUCCUCAUUUAGGUGUUUUCCACUCCCUCCUCCUAUUGGUGGUGAGCCCUCACUAUACCACAGUUUAGCAUUGUUUAUAGUGUACUGCCUGGAACAGAAUAUCGUGCGUGCAUGGCAAAAACAGUGCUGUCGACUACCGGGGGUUCUCUCUCAUCCUAGAGCAACCUAGAAUUAGCUUAUUUGGCAUCUGUUAUUAAAUCGUUGACUUCUGUUGAGCUGAUCAUCACCUAAAACCCGUAAAUAGUGUUAAUUUUUUCUUUUCAGCAUGCAUGCAGUGGCCAAGCCACAUCUCCCACGUCCUGUGGUUGUUUCUCAGACUUCAGAUCUAUAGAUUUCAGCUUCUUUUUUUGAGCAGUUUCUUACCAAUAUUGUGCUGUGGGUAACUUCAGUUUUUAUAUACAACAUAAAGACACCUCUUUGCAGUAUUUGAAAUAAAUUGAGCAUCUGUGCCAAGUAAUCAAUAGAGUAGUUUCCUGGUUGUUGGGGAGGAGUAGGGGGAUUUGUCAGUCCCCGUAUUCUGUCCCUUCUCCCUCAGUAAUAUGCAUGAGUCACCUGGAUGGCUCUAUUCCUCAGACACUUGGUAUGUUGGAAAAGAAAUUCUCUUCUGUUUGCAUAAAUAAUUAGUUGAUUUUUGGAAUACUGGAGCUAGAGAGAAGCUGACAGAUCUUUCAGUUCACUGCCCUCUACCCCUUUCUGCACAUUUGGGAUAAAAGAAUUGUUCCAAGUUAGUAAGGAAACUGGCGAGAGAGGCAGGCUUAGAACCCAGGCCUUCUGCCAUACGUAGAACCUGACCUAUUAGCUCUUGCCUAAAUAGCAGCUUUCAACUGUCAUGUUAAGAUAUUUUAUAGAUUUUCUCCCCCUGAUCCUCUUAUGAGUUUAAUUGCCCUAGAACUAGAAGACUUCUUUGAAUCCCUCUGGCAUGUGAGUCAAUGAUGCCCUCUUAGGUAUUUAACAAAGUCGCCCUAGUGGUGAAACUGGGCAGGAUCCUCUGGGAGACUUCCACAGCCCUUACUGGCUUUCUGCCAGGCGCUUUCCUUGUGGGAUUAUGUGGGUCCUCUCUCCAUUACACUCGGGAGAAAAUGAGAUCACCCUGGAUCGCUUAGGUGCCAGAGUAGGGCCAGUUUCCGAAGAGUCCCCUGGGACUUGACCUGUGGGAACACUCAGCACAGAGCUGUCCUCUGGCAGCUAGUGUUGGGGGCUGGCAAGAUGGUAUUGUGAUGCCCGUCAUUCCUGUCUCCUUACCAGGUAUCUGAGACAGCACGUCAGGCUCCCGGGCUUAGGCUGGGGAAGAGCCCGGUCACAGGGAGGCAGCUACCAUGUCCACGCAGAGACUUCGGAACGAGGAUUACAAUGACUACAGCUCCACGGACGUGAGCCCAGAGGAGAGCCCAUCCGAAGGCCUAAACAACUUCUCUUCCCCUGGCUCUUACCAGCGGUUUGGGGAAAGCAACAGCACAACAUGGUUCCAGACUUUGGUCCACUUGCUAAAAGGCAACAUUGGCACCGGCCUCCUGGGGCUGCCUCUGGCAGUGAAGAAUGCAGGCAUCUUGAUGGGUCCCCUCAGCCUGCUGGUGAUAGGCAUCGUGGCUGUGCACUGCAUGGGUAUCCUGGUGAAAUGUGCUCACCACUUCUGCCGCAGACUGAACAAGCCCUUUGUGGACUAUGGGGACACAGUGAUGUACGGACUGGAAUCCAGCCCCAGCUCCUGGCUCCGGAACCACGCGCACUGGGGAAGGCACCUGGUGGACUUCUUCCUGAUUGUCACGCAGCUGGGGUUCUGCUGUGUCUACUUUGUCUUUCUGGCUGACAACUUUAAACAGGUGAUCGAAGCGGCCAAUGGGACCACCAACAACUGCCACAACAAUGAGACUGUGAUUCUGACGCCCACCAUGGACUCCCGACUCUACAUGCUCACCUUCCUGCCCUUCCUGGUGCUGCUGGUUUUUGUCAGGAACCUCCGAGCCCUGUCCAUCUUCUCUCUGUUGGCCAACAUCACCAUGCUGGUUAGCCUGGUUAUGCUCUACCAGUUCAUUGUCCAGAAUAUCCCAGACCCCAGCCGCCUCCCCUUGGUGGCUCCCUGGAAGACCUACCCUUUGUUCUUUGGCACGGCCAUUUUUGCAUUUGAAGGCAUUGGGAUGGUUCUGCCCCUUGAAAACAAAAUGAAGGAUCCUCAGAAAUUUCCGGUCAUCCUGUACGUGGGAAUGGCCAUCAUCACCGCCCUGUACAUCAGUCUGGGGUGCCUGGGGUACCUGCAGUUUGGAGCUAACAUCCAAGGCAGCAUAACCCUCAACCUGCCCAAUUGUUGGCUGUACCAGUCGGUCAAGCUGCUCUACUCCAUUGGCAUCUUCUUCACCUACGCCCUCCAGUUCUACGUCCCGGCCGAGAUCAUCAUCCCCUUCUUCGUGUCCCGCGUGCCUGAGCACUGCGAGCUGGUGGUAGACCUGUUCGUGCGCACUGUGCUGGUCUGCCUGACAUGCGUCUUGGCCAUCCUCAUCCCCCGCCUGGACCUGGUCAUCUCCCUGGUGGGGUCCGUGAGCAGCAGCGCCCUGGCCCUCAUCAUCCCGCCCCUUCUGGAGAUCACCACCUACUACUCGGAGGGCAUGAGCCCCAUCACCAUCGCCAAGGACGCCCUGAUCAGCAUCCUGGGCUUCGUGGGCUUUGUGGUGGGGACGUAUGAGGCCCUCUACGAGCUGAUCCAGCCAAGCAGUGCUCCUGUCUUCAUCAACUCCACCAGUGCCUUUGUAUAGCGAUCUGCCCGCCCCGCCCCUGUGUGUUCCCCAGCCCCUGGCCCCAGAGCCUCAGAUAGGGUCUGGGCUCUGGGGAAAGGCGAGGUUGCUGUCCAGGAGCCCCUCUACCUGGCAGCUGGGUGCCCUGGGCCAGGUAGGGCUGGGGGCACAGGAGAGAGUGGGUAGCAGAUAUGCAGAGGCCCCUCUUAGUGGCAGGGCCACCCCUGUUCAUUUGUACUUACAUUAACCCAGAACUUUGCAACUCUUUUCCCUCAUCCUGUCUCCUCCCUUACCUGCCUCCCUCCUUCUGACCCACCUCACCCAAUUAUUCCUGUUGCACAGCUCACUUUAUUUAAAAAUCUUAGCAUCCCCCACCUCCUGUUUUCUCCUUUCUAGGCCCAGGCCUGGAUUAAAUGAGUGGGAAGGCUGGGCCUCUCUCUUUCUCAUACCUCUCCCAGAUAUUUUACCUCAGUUUCCUCCAACCUGUUCAAGUCUCCAGGAGGUGCCUGGACCUACCUAGUAGUUAAAAACCAGCCUUCCAGAGCUGGAGCUUUUAAUCUUUACUCUCUCUGCCUGUGACCCUUGGCAACACCUCCUCCAAAUUCCUCGUGUGGGUCACAGUGUUGUAUUCUUAGAUGCUUUAGCUUCCGAAAGAUAUCAAGUCCUGCCUAAAUUGAAAAUAUUUAUAUUUUAUUUAAAAUUAGCUUCUGUUUUUAGAUUGUCUCUAGAUCUGGGGUUAUUGUGGAUUGUUUCUUCCUCAGUAAGCUUUUACUAGGUUUCUCCUGCUGAAAAGAAACUUGCUCUAGGAAAUGUGUGCUGAGGUCCUCAGCACCCUUGUCUGAGUACCCCAGAGGUUUUAAUCAGGAUCAUUUUCACGUGUACCUCUGUGGGGAGGUAUGGACUUUGCCUCCCACUGACCAGCCUGGUUUCAUAUUGAGAAGACACGCAGGACUCAGGAUAUGUUUGCCAGUGCACUGGGCCGAGGAAGGAUGGCCGAGUGGGAUGUGCUGCUUUCCGCAGGAGGCUUAUACAAUGGUCGCGUUGUGCGCUGAGGCCUGUUUUUCAGCCUCGGCCCCCGACGGGCACAUGGCACGCUAGCGUUCAGUUGCCAGCACGUCGGGAGGACACCCACACUUCGCCGUGGAUGAGAAGACGGGGCCAGUGAGCACAGAGCGUGAAGUUCAGUUCACAGAAUUAAGAAGCAGCUGGUCUGACACUACACGUGGUGCUUGGUUGUUUACAAUCAACGGGGGACAGGCGGGAAGCAGCUCCCCACCCCCGGGCUGCCUCCACGACCUGGACUUCUUCUAAAGGGAACCACUCGGUAGGGACUUCGGUCCCGUAUGUUUUAAACACUAAUCGUGACCCCGUCCCUCCCCCUGCAUGCCUCCCUGAGUGUCAGAAAUAGCCUCGGUGUUGGCUCACCUCAAGGCCAGCCUUCAGAUUUGGGAACAAACUGUGGAGAAAGCAGAGAAAGGUUCGUGGCCUUGCUUUUGGCUGCCUUUUCUCCCCCCUGUUGGUGUGAGAAGUAUUUCAGAAGGCAUUCAUUAAGUCUCUAUCCCCUGAGCUGUGUGUGUGUGUGUGUGUGUGUGUGUGUGUGUGUGUGUUCAUGUGUGUGCAAUAGGGUCCUGCUGUCCUCCUCUCCUGUCACCAGGCCGUUUCUGACCUGGAGACACAGUUCGCCCUGAAAGUUGGAGAGCAUCGUAGCUUCAUCAGGGUCCUGUUUGUUUGUGUUUCCCCAAAGCUUUUAAGGGCUCUGACCGCCCCCGCCCCCGCCCCCAGCCUGGCUUUUUCUCUCUCUUCUGUUCCAAAGCCAAAUUCUCAUUGCAAUGACUCCCAGCCUACUAAUAAUUUAUGAACUUUAGGGAGAUGGGAUCACUUGUGACUUGGUCUCCCUUAGGAGAAUGACGGUUUUCACCCACCCUUUCUGUGGUCACCAGUAGGUGCUUAUGGGACUCAGAUUCUAGCUGAAGGGGGCAGCGGCCCUGCCCUGUGAAACCUCAGGCGCAGAAGGUACCAAAGUGGGUUCAAGAGUUGCGCUCAUCUGUUUGCAAGCCCUGGGCUCCAGCCGUCUUUCCACGGCAGUCCUGAGAGUUGUUUUCAGUGAGAAGGCACAUGCCAGAAGAAGGGAAUCAGAUGUGUGUCCUGCCCACAGCCUCUGUGCUGGAGGCCUCUGUAACUCAGGGAGCUGCUAGAGGCCAUCCUGUCCGGUGGGUAGCAAGACUUGACCUGAGGACUGGGUGGCACAAAACAGUGGUCCUCUGGUCCCAGGUCUUAGCAAAAUGCAGACUACUGUUUCAGGGUCCCUGGCCUAGAAAACGUGUGUGGGAGAGAUGGCACCACUAGCUUUGGGGCUUCUGGAAGCUAAUUUGGCACAGCCUUGUCCCCGUUUGAUCUUUUUCCUGUGCUCCUGCUGCUUCAGAAGAGCCAGGCAAGGGGGGCCCUGUCCAUGGGCCUUUCCGGUUGUGAGGUUGUCAAGUAAAGGGUCAGCCAGAAGAUGGAGGGUAGGGGGAAGCAGCCCUCUGGGCCAGCUCAGGAUAGCUUGCUCUUCUGCCCACGAGGCUUCUGCAGUCAGGGGGCCUUCCCUUUCUAUCCAUGGCUCAUCAGGAACCAGCUGCCCAGCCUCUCCCUGUGCCCUGCUCUGGCCCCUGGUGAAGCAGGCCCAGCAUACACAGAAGUCUGAUUAGGGGCAACGAGGCUCUCGAGUGUGAGGCUGCAUCUGCCGGGCCAAAGGCAAACCGUGGGAUUCUCAGGCCGAUACUGUUAGGCUCUGUGCCCCUCCCCCAGCCACCCCAAGUGCAGCCUCAGAUUUCCAGUAACCCCGAGGUGGCUUCUCAGAGACCCUUGUUUUGUUUUUGUUUUUGUUUUUGUUUGCAAACACUGCUCUUGGCAGGUUUCCAACUCUCUGUCAGCAGCGUACCUCCCCUCAAAUGGCUGGGAAGAGCAUGAUGUGUCAUCUUGUGUGUAGUUUUCUGGAAGUUGUCAGCAUUCACAAGUGUCAUUAUUUGUAUAUUGUGCUGCUGUCUGGCUGCUAGGAGCCCUUCGUCUGCACAAACCCGGGCCAGAUGCAUAUGAAUGUGUGGCGUAUCUUAGCUCAGAACCUGCAGCUUCCGCCCUCCCUCUCUGCCACUCACCUCUCUGGCCGGAUUCAUUGGCUGGUGCUCACUGCUCACUCUACCCCCAUGAAAGGUACAAGCUGCAGUUUAUUCACUUGUCUUCAAGUGAUGAUCCCAGAAAGGAACAUGGGGAAAUCUUCCCUCCGUCCCCAUUCUCCUGGCUUACUUUUUUCUUCCCAAACGUCUCCCUUCCUGAAUUGUAGAAUAUCUACUCUGUAUAACACUACGUAUUCACCUCAUGUUUUUUGGAAGUGCAAAAUCUCAAUUUGUGUCUGUUUACAGCUCUCUCUAUUCACUGCUCACAGCAAAGGGGUCUGUAUCAGUGGCUUGUAUUUCGCAGCCGAUCAGAUGUUAAGGCGAGCCCCCAGCAUCGGCCCCGGUCAGAACCCGACGCCACUUCCUGACAGCGGAGACACAUGGUACAAGUCGCGUGACCUCGUGAUUAGGGAGUCGGCUCCAAGUCUGCCUUAGAAUUAAAUUUUCCAAAGUACAUUACAAAUCUCCAAGACCGUUAGGGGAAAAGGAGAGGGUGUGGCUUGUCUUUGAAAUCAUGGUCAAUACUUUUAGACAAUUUAAUUAGUCCUGCUGGUUGCAGGGCUGUUUGCUCCGACAGCAUCGGCUUGUGGUAUUUCUUCCCUGUUCUUUGUACCACCGGGUCAUUAUCUGGCCGGGGUAUGUAAGUGGUGCUGAUAUGUGGUCACCAGAACGGGGGUGCGGGGAAACGAGGGUUGAGGGUGCCUGCUGUAAGCCGUGUUCUUUUGUUGAAAUCAAGGCGAUGCUGGGGAAACUGUUUUUAGCGAAAAACGAAUUUAUGUGACUCUCUUGUAAACCAUGUCGAUGAAUGUGCAAAUAAGACGAAUAUGAAAAACUGCCAUCCAACAGGUGUUGGUAACCAGACGGUACCGUGUAUAUUAUACCGCGUAUGUGCCUACGUGGGUGUCAUUUCUCACAGGGUAUGUGUAGAGAGGUAGAUCAUGCAGGAGCUCACAGAAGAAUUUGUUUUGGGUUCUGCACUUGGAUCAUGUGUUAAACUUUUCCUUCCUCAAUAAAUGAAUUUUAUUUUUUAUUUUUGA
Panthera uncia (snow leopard) is the source of this 8490-nucleotide messenger RNA. RefSeq names its product solute carrier family 36 member 1 (gene SLC36A1). The coding region runs from base 2892 to 4322 and encodes 476 amino acids. Gene Ontology annotation, cellular component: vacuolar membrane. Gene Ontology annotation, molecular function: amino acid:proton symporter activity; glycine transmembrane transporter activity; L-proline transmembrane transporter activity. Lineage: Eukaryota; Metazoa; Chordata; Mammalia; Carnivora; Felidae. Gene Ontology annotation, biological process: L-alanine transport; proton transmembrane transport; glycine transport. The transcript has 11 exons. The record is from RefSeq and is a predicted model, not a curated record.